CCUAACCCAGGCAAGACCAUGGGAAAGUUCAUUCUCAGUCCUGGCCUCAUCUACGCCAACGCACUGGAGCAGGCAGCCUGUUCCAUGGAGAUGGCCGUAAUCAGCGCUCGAAACGCUGCACUGAUUAUCCACACGGAGACUUCAGACAAGAAGGAGUAA
This is a messenger RNA of Dibothriocephalus latus, 159 nucleotides long. Lineage: Eukaryota; Metazoa; Platyhelminthes; Cestoda; Diphyllobothriidea; Diphyllobothriidae. The record is from the annotation of a GenBank genome assembly.